AUGUCCACUAACUUCUCGGCUACCACUUUAUUUACAGAUGUGAGAAAACGCAAGGUUGCUGUGAGCAUGGCUGCUGUCCAAAGGACCAAUUCUGGUUGGAUGGCAGGUGUUUUCGUGCUGUUGGGAUUCGUACUGUUAGUCUUCGUCGUCGGUGCAUGUGUUGUGUUCGUUUGUUAUUGGCGUUCAAAAACAGAACAACGCAAAGAAAUGCAAAAAGAAUACGAAUACAACACCUCUUAUGGAUCACAGUUUGGAACAUAUCCUGGCGGUGCUACGUAUCCUGGCGGAGGCAUGUAUCCUGGUGGAUAUCCUGGAGCGUAUUCAACCUACGGACCCUCAGCGCAACCACGAUACUGA
Messenger RNA from Anisakis simplex (herring worm), 357 nucleotides. The record is from the annotation of a GenBank genome assembly. Lineage: Eukaryota; Metazoa; Nematoda; Chromadorea; Rhabditida; Anisakidae.